Messenger RNA from Helianthus annuus (common sunflower), 2158 nucleotides. RefSeq names its product monogalactosyldiacylglycerol synthase 2, chloroplastic. The record is from RefSeq and is a predicted model, not a curated record. The transcript has 8 exons. The coding region runs from base 551 to 1921 and encodes 456 amino acids. Gene Ontology annotation, biological process: glycolipid biosynthetic process. Lineage: Eukaryota; Viridiplantae; Streptophyta; Magnoliopsida; Asterales; Asteraceae. Gene Ontology annotation, molecular function: hexosyltransferase activity.
CACAUAAAUUCUUUAUAUGUUGCUUCUUUCUUGAAAUUAAUCUUUCUUUGAAGAAACCCAUUUGUCAAAUCAUAUAAAAAUUUAAUCUUUUUAAGUUUUCCUUUCUGGGUAUUUCUUGAAAUGCAAAAUCUGAUAAGGGUUUGUUAAAUUAUUGAAUAAAGAUACAUACAGAAAGUUGUAUCUAUAGGCGAUUGAUCAAUCUUUAUAAGUUUUCCUUUCUGGGUCUGUCUUGAAAUUUAAAUUCUGAUAAGGGUUUGUUAAAUUAUUGAAUAAAGAUACAUACAGAAAGCUGUAUCUAUAGGCGAUUGAUCAAUCUUUUUAAGUUUUCCUUUCUGGGUGUGUCUUGAAAUUUAAAUUCUGAUAAGGGUUUGUUAAAUCAUUGAAUAAAGAUACAUACAGAAAACUGUAUCUAUAGGUGAUUGAUCAAUCUUUUUAAGUUUUCCUUUCUGGGUGUGUCUUGAAAUUUAAAUUCUGGUAAGGGUUUGUUAAAUUAUUGAAUAAAGAUACAUACAUAGAAAGUUGUAUAUAUAUAUUGGUGGUGGUGGUGAAGAUGGUGAUCAUGGUGGCGCCACCGAAGAGUUCGUUAAAGGCAGUUUUCGAAAGGGUGGGAGUGUAUGGUUUUGGUGGUGGUGGUAGUAAUGGUGAGAAAAGAUUGAGGUAUGAGAUUCAUGAUGAGGAUGAUACUAUGGAAAUGGUGCAGAUUGGUGCUGAUAGAACCAAGAAUGUGCUUAUUUUGAUGAGUGAUACUGGCGGCGGUCAUCGCGCUUCCGCUGAGGCGAUCCGGGAUGCCUUCAAGAUGGAAUUUGGUGAUGAAUACAAGAUAUUUGUUAAGGACGUUUGGAAGGAAUACACGGGUUGGCCAUUAAACGAUAUGGAAAAUCAGUACAAGUUCAUGGUUAAACACGUCCAGCUUUGGAAUGUCGCGUUUCAUGGCACGUCUCCCCGAUGGAUACAUGGUGUUUAUCUUGCUGCAAUUGCUGCAUUCUAUGCCAAGGAGGUUGAGGCGGGUUUAAUGGAGUACAAACCCGACAUUAUCAUAAGCGUUCAUCCUCUUAUGCAACACAUUCCGUUAUGGGUUCUUAAGUGGCAAGGCUUACAAAAGAAAGUCAUUUUUGUGACCGUUAUUACAGAUCUUAAUACGUGCCACCGAACAUGGUUUCACCCGGGUGUCAAAAGAUGCUACUGUCCUUCAGAAGAGGUGUCAAAGAGGGCGUUAUUAGACCGCUUAGAACCAAACCAAGUACGCGUUUUUGGAUUGCCCGUUCGACCCUCGUUUGCGCGUGCUGUUCUCAACAAGGAUGACUUACGAGUAGAGCUAGAACUGGAUCCGAUACUACCUGCGGUAUUGUUGAUGGGAGGUGGUGAAGGAAUGGGCCCGGUGAAGAAAACCGCAAAGGCUCUUGCUGAAUCUUUAGUCGAUAAAGAAACGGGGAAGAUAUUAGGACAAAUGGUGAUAAUAUGUGGUCGAAACAAAUCUUUAGCUUCUUCGCUCGAGUCUUUAGAGUGGAAGAUCCCCGUUAAGGUUAGAGGAUUUGAGACACAGAUGCAGAAAUGGAUGGGUGCUUGUGACUGCAUUAUAACCAAGGCGGGGCCCGGUACGAUUGCAGAGGCGUUGAUUAGAGGGCUUCCGAUCAUCCUCAACGACUACAUUCCUGGACAAGAAAAAGGAAACGUCCCAUACGUAGUGGACAAUGGUGCGGGUGUCUUCACCCGUAGCCCAAAAGAGACGGCGCAGAUAGUGGCCGGAUGGUUCAGCACCAACACAGACGAGCUCAAGAAAAUGUCUGAAAAUGCGCUCAAGUUGGCUCAACCGGAGGCGGUGUUUGACAUUGUUAGGGACAUCCAUGACUUGGCGGGUCAACGUGGGCCCCUCACUGACAUGCCGUAUGCUUUAACAUCAUCGUUUUCGAACUUAAUGUAGCAAGAUGUACAUUCUUUGAGAUUGGAGAAAAGCUUUUUUGAGUGUGGCAAGUUGUAAGUUUUUGUGGUUAUGGAUUAAGUAGGGUGUUUUAGAACUUGAAGAAGUUGGUGUCACACCUUUUAGUUUUGUUUGUAGUUGUACAAAUGUCAAAAUGAAUCUUGUUUGAUCCUUGAUCACUGAUGGGCUUAUCUAGAUAACUGAUUUGGAAUUGAAAGCUUAAAAAGUUGUUCCUUUUCA